UGCAUUUUUUUAUUGUAAGUGGAAUUUUCUUCCAUACAUAGCUGUAUUUAAUCAACACUAAGGCGAUUAAGCAACCGAUUAGCUUUAAUAACCAGGGGGCGCCAUUCCUCAAAACAUACAAACAAAAAACAGCGGGACAAAGAGCGACGAACCUGUGCGUUUAGUACCUGCCAAAGCAUCAAUCACAGCCCCUCCCUCCUUUCUGUCUUGUCCUUUUCCAUGCAUCACCACUAACGCGUGGCUUUAGGACGGACUUUACGCGUCUUUUUGUCUUCUGAUUGAUCGCAAUAUGACAGACUUUGAUCUCUAGUCACUGCAUUAACUUUUCGAGAGCGCACCGGACAAAAGUCGGUCCAGACCACACUGUGUGGUCAGAAGCUCCAGCACUGCAGCAGAUUCACGCUUGGGAAGCAUCACAGAGAACAGCUGGCUGCCUAAGCCAUUAGCUCGCUUGGCUUCAGUCCUCUAGCAUAGCAUAAUAGGCUAUAGUAAACCUGCAGGCACCUCCGCACCUUCGCCUCGUGGAUAAUGUGGAUUCAGAUGAUGCUGGACCAUUGCUGGCUCUCACAAGACCACUGACCGGACACAGGAUGCUUAGCAAGGAAUAAUGACCCCCGCCCCCACUCCCCCCCUCCAUCUCCGUACGCACAGACACACAACCCCCCCUCCACCCCUCUCCAUCCUUCCAUCCCCUCCCUUCCUUUCUCCCAUCCCUCUUUUCUACUCUCAUUUUUCCCCUGCCCCACUACAACAAACAUGGCCGCGAAAUCGGACGGAAUCGCCGCCGUGUCCGUGCUGCCCGAGAGUCCGGCACCGAGCCCCGCGGUGAAGCGCUACUCUCUGCCGGACUGCUGCUGGACUCUCGCCGCCCUGCUCGUCUUCUUCUCGGACGGCGCCUCGGACCUGUGGCUGGCCGCCGACUACUACCUCAGGCGGGACUACUGGUGGUUCGCGCUCACGCUCGUCUUCAUCGUCGUGCCCUCCGUGGUGGUACAGGCGCUCAGCUUCCGCUGGUUCGCAUACGACUACGCCGAGGAGGAUGGCGGCGGGGGCGGCGCAGCAGCGGCGGCGGCGGUGGUGGCCGCGGCCGGCGCAGAGAGCCACCUCCUUGGCGGAAAGGGCGCCGAGCAGCGCGGGGCUGGGGCUGCAGUCCGGAGCAGCGGUGGCGGAGGGAGGACGUGCUGCAGAGCCUGCGUGUGGCUCUUCCAGAGCCUAGUGCACAUCCUGCAGCUGGCUCAGGUCUGGAGGUAUGUCCAUGCCCUCUAUCUGGGGGUGCAGAGCCGAUGGCGAGGGGACCAUUCGUACUGGCGCAUGAUGUUUGAAAGUGCAGACAUCAGCAUGCUGCGGCUUCUGGAAACCUUCCUGAAGAGCGCUCCUCAACUUGUCCUGCAGCUCAGCAUCAUCGUCCAGACCAGCCAAGUACUCCCUUUACAAGGCCUCUCUGCUUCUGCCUCCUUGGUGUCUCUGGCCUGGAUGGUGGCGUCCUACCAGAAGGCUCUACGGGACUCCCGCGACGACAAGCUGCCAAUGUCUUAUAAAGCAGUAGUGGUCCAGAUGUUGUGGCACCUGUUCACGGUGGGGGCACGUACCAUGGCCUUCGCACUGUUCGUCUCCAUCUUCCAGCUUUACUUCGGCAUCUUCAUUGUGGCUCACUGGUGCGCUAUGACCUUCUGGAUCAUCCAGGGUGAGACAGACUUCUGCAUGUCCAAGUGGGAGGAGAUCAUCUACAACAUGAUGGUGGGCAUUGUGUACGUGUUCUGCUGGUUCAGCGUGCGCGAGGGGCCCACACGGUGCCGGCUGCUGCUGUAUAGCCUCAUAGUGCUGGCGGAGAACGUGGCCCUCACUGCAGCUUGGUAUCUUUACCGAGGGCCGCGGACCUCCGACUUCUACGCUGUGGUGGUGGUGUGCGUGGUGGCUUGCAGCUACGCUCUGGGCACAUUCUUCAUGUUUGUGUAUUACUGUCUGCUGCACCCGGAUGGCCCCGUAUCGGCUGGCAACUUGGGAUGUUGUUUGGAGGAGGCCAGGGCUGUUUCAGAGCCUUGUCCUUCAUCAGCAGUCUCCGUCCCUCCUCCAGACGUGGUCAGCAGCCCCCCUAGGACGUUGCAGAGGACUAAAGGAGGAGCAGAGCAGGAAGCAGGAGGGGAGGGUGCUGAUGUGUUUCAAGUGCGCCCUCCUGCUGGUUUAAGGACCCCUGCACCCCGCCUCACCCCAAAGACAGAGGGUCCUGUCAUUCGCAUUGACCUGCCUAGGAAGCAGUACCCUGCCUGGGAUGCUCACUUCAUUGACCGCAGGCUGCGCAAGACCAUCUUAGUCCUAGAAGCUGCGUCCCCGGUCACCCCCAGGAUCCAGUACCGCUGCCUAGGCACACCUAAGGAGGUGAUGGAGUACGAGACAACGGUGUGAACCCACCAGAUACUUUUCCUCAAGUUUGGCCGCCUGCCAAACUCUCAUACUCCAAAUGCAAGGUCCAGCCACGACAGCGUGCGGAGCGAGGCCCUCCUGGCUUAAUUUGGCAGAGCUGACGCUGGCCUAAGGCAGGGAGAGAAAAAGAGACAGAACAAGCAGUGCUAGCCAAGUCUCUGAAUGGCAUGACCUCUUUCUUUGAUCCGUUCCAUCUGUAGAAGUAUCUGUUAUAGUGUUCUGAGUGCUCUUUGGUGGUGACACCCACCAUUGAAUUAUCGCAGGUCACUGGAUCAGAGGACGAAGUGGUCAAAAGUCAGAUUACAGGUAAUUUCAAGCAAGUCCUGCCGAUAUAUAGAGAAGAAAGGUAACAAAGAUAAGAGGACACUACAAGGGAUAUGGUAUAUGUAUGCGGUACAGUAUGUUUGCAAUGAUGGUGCUUUAAAAUGUCUUCAUAAAGAAAGCAACUUUACUUGGAUGUUAAUAAGCCCUUAUGGCAGUUAUUUGCCUGAUGCUGAGCUCCAGUUGGUAGUUAUUUAUGGAGUCUGAGAUGUCAUAGCUUUUAGGUAAGGUACAGUGUAUGAAUAGUUUCAUUCAAGGCCUUAAUCAGCCCAUGUAGGAAAGUCAUGCAGCAUUUAGAAAAAAAGGACCAGGCCGGAAAAAACAAACAAACAAGAAAUAACACAAAAAAACUGAAUUUUGUCUCAAGGAUAGACAAUACUUAUCUGACUGACCCAAGACAUUCCUUUAAAAUGAAAGUGAUUACAAGGGUACUUCUGCAGUCUUUCACAGAUGAUGUCUAAAAGAUAACAGGGCUCAGAUGUUUAAAGUUCUAGCUGGUCUUUAGUGCAUCUGCGAUGAUACUUCAGUGUAUGUUUACAUGUUUAUAAGUAAUCCUCUUUUUUAUGAUUAAGAACAAAGUUCAGAUCAUGGUUCCAUGGUCAUGAAGAUUGGAUCAACCUGUGCAAUAAAAACAGAAAUGCUUGGAUUGUAAAUCUCCAAUUUGAAGUGUUUUUAGUCACCAUCAUACAGUAUUGUGCAAAAGUCUUAUGCCAUCUGAGAAAAUGAUAGGGAAAGUCCAUUUAUCUGGACAGUCAGUGCUUAUUUGUUUGAAAAAACAAUAGUAUUAAAUACAAACUGACAACUUUUUUUAAAAAUCAUACAAUUGUGAUUUUAAAGUACUGUGCAGAAGUUAGAGACCACCCUUCAUUUAUUUAAGUUCCAUUUAAAAUAGCCAUUAAGUACAAGUUAUUCAUUUUACAGUGUUACAAAAACAAUUAUACAGAAGCCUCAACCACUAAAUAUAUCAGUUUUGCGUCCACUGCUUGGCUUAAUUACAUCUUCCAUUCUUUCCAAAUUGCUUUCAGUUCUUUGGUGACAAUUUUGGUAGUCCACCAGGUCAUGCAUCACUUUAGGGGUCCAAUUUUAUCUGCAUCUUUUGAUAUUUUUGUAAAUCUAGUUUUGGAAAUUCUUUUUUUUUUACUUUGACUUUUCUUUGCAGGUGCAUUGAUGUACGUGUAAUUACCUGACAAAUAUCUCCUGAGAAAUGGAUAACUUGUACUUCAGUUCAAUAAAUGUAAUAAAUAAAGGGUGCACAUUUCCAAAGCUCUCCUUGAAGAAACUCAAAAUUUACAGUUAUCAUCUAAUACUUAGUUUAGCUAAUCAAAAAACGUGAGUCUCUUUUGAAAACAAGAAUGUCUUGUGAACUUUUAAUGCAUUUAGGUCAUUGUUGUAAUGUUUGAUAGUGUUGGUAAGCAUAAGCACACUGAGAUAAAUCAUUUUAAACAGUAAACUAAUGAGACUUUUGUUACAGUACUGUAUCUAUACAUUUUUCUGUAUCAUUUCACUGGUUAGAUACAUUGCAUACAGUGCCCUGAAAUGGACUGUGCACCUCUCCACAUUUGUGGUACAUAACAUUGUGCCUCAUUCACCAGUAUUUUAAUUUGAUUACAUUUUAUUUCUUCUUGAGAAAAGUGCUAAGAAGAAGUCUACAUCGGAUUCAUGACAUGUUCUUAUUGUUUGCACCUUUGCCAAUGCCAAAAUAAGAGAAGUGGAUUUUAAGAAGACAUUUCUUCUUAAGAAUGGUUGGUGAAUGAGGCCCAUUUUCCUUUACAUGCCACCUCUAAAUGGAUUGCCUUUCACCUCUCUGUGUGACACCAACACACACAAUCCACUCAAUGACAACUGUAUCUCAAGUUCCUUCUGUAAGUAUAUAAGUGAUGUAUUCAAGCUCUUUCUUGUAAAGAUGAAACAAACAGAAAAAUUUGAUGAUAAACAAUCAAAAGAGAUUUAGGAGAUGGUACAUAAAAUGCACAGCAAGGCUGAUGAGCUAUUGGCUAGAAAGACCACUCAUGACUCUAUGGAGCUUAAAAGAAGGUUUCACUGAAAGUUCAAAUUUAUGCAGUCCCUCUCCCUUAUCCCAAACAUCAAACUACCAAGAUUUUUUUUUAAGUUUGCUUUUUUAGUUUUUCACAGGAGCUAGGAGGCGAGUACCAUAGAAGUUUGAGGACUUCUGUUAUUCUAGAUUUUGCGUCUUUAGCUGUGGAACUUUAAGGCUAAUGUAGCUUACAAACACCAGAAGUCAAUAGUCACCCAAAUCUUUUUUGUUUAUACACCCCCAAAAAAAUCUAGGCCUUGGCUAAGGUUGUGCCAACUUGCCAGUGUAGUUUAAAGCACAGUAUGACUCACUGUGAGCUAAAAAACAUUAACAAAACUUCACUGUACACACAGCUUACUUUUGUUAAUGUUUGUAGUUCUCAAUGAGUCAUGCUGUGUCCUAAACUACAGUGACAUAUCUGUGUGACUUUAUUUAAGAGCUUGAUGCAGUUUGAGUGAGAUUUAGUGUGUAUUUACUGACAGGAUUUGGGUGACUACUGACUUCUAGUAUUCUUUUGCAACAUUAGCCUUAUAUCUUCCGUUCUAAUUUAUUGAAAGAACAGUUCAGACAGCAAACAUGUCUUGGUCAGUUGGCUAUGUUUGAGGUCAGGGGGAAAUCUGGAUAACUUACUUUGUUCACUAAACCACUCCUUUAAGACUGAAAUGUUAUUGGGUCAGUGCAGUAUUUUGUAGUAAUAUGGCUUUUGUGGCGCUGGAAAAAUUGGUGCAUCCAUAGACACAGAAACGUACUGUUUCACUUCAGCAUUAUCUUUACACGCACUGUCUCAGUACUGUGUUACCAUGUUGGUGCUAGCUGUAACACAUCAGCACAGCCUACUGUAUGCUGUACUAGAUCAAUUGAGACCAUACUGGUACACUGGUUUAUGCUGGAUUUUACUUCAGACACAUUAGCUAGACGUAAAGCCUUACACUGCUCAUGUCAGACUGUGACUACUGUACAAAAAAAAUCAGCCAUGUGUGUGUGUUAUUUGGAAAAUAAAAACAGUGUGUUUACUGGCCUGACCAAA
Pygocentrus nattereri (red-bellied piranha) is the source of this 5804-nucleotide messenger RNA. RefSeq lists its product as uncharacterized. Gene Ontology annotation, biological process: engulfment of apoptotic cell; phosphatidylserine exposure on apoptotic cell surface; apoptotic process involved in development. Gene Ontology annotation, cellular component: plasma membrane. The transcript has 3 exons. The coding region runs from base 757 to 2403 and encodes 548 amino acids. The record is from RefSeq and is a predicted model, not a curated record. Lineage: Eukaryota; Metazoa; Chordata; Actinopteri; Characiformes; Serrasalmidae.